Messenger RNA from Mobula hypostoma (lesser devil ray), 531 nucleotides. Its product is annotated as DNA repair protein RAD52 homolog. The coding region runs from base 1 to 531 and encodes 176 amino acids. Lineage: Eukaryota; Metazoa; Chordata; Chondrichthyes; Myliobatiformes; Myliobatidae. The record is from RefSeq and is a predicted model, not a curated record. Gene Ontology annotation, cellular component: nucleus. Gene Ontology annotation, biological process: mitotic recombination; double-strand break repair via homologous recombination; double-strand break repair via single-strand annealing. The transcript has 2 exons.
AUGGCCGAAGGUGAUGUUCAGCCGGGUCAGUGCAAUCCAACUUUAUGUUUUGGGCAGCAUCAGUAUGCAGCUGAGGAACAUCAGGCAAUCCAGACUGCAUUGCAAAGGUGCCUGGGCCCAGAAUACAUUAGUCAACGUCCAGCAGGUGGAGGGCAAAAGGUCUGCUGCUUUGAGGGUCACAGAGUUGUCAACCUAGCUAAUGAACUUUUUGGAUAUAAUGGGUGGUCCCAUUCCAUCACACAACAAAAUGUUGAUUUUGUGGAUCUCAUUAAUGGAAAAUUUAAUGUGGGUGUCAGUGCAUUUGUAAAGGUCCAACUCAAGGACGGAUGUUUCCAUGAAGAAUUUGGUUAUGGAGUGAUUGAGGGACUGAAAUCCAAGGCAAUGUCCCUGGAGAAGGCCAGGAAGGAAGCAGUUACUGAUGGAUUAAAGCGAUCUCUGAAAUCCUUUGGUUAUGCCUUGGGUAAUUGUAUUCUGGAUAAAGAGUAUCUGCGAAUGGUUAAUAAACUACCUCGGCAGUUUAUGAGUGAAUAA